Molecule: messenger RNA, 7414 nt
Organism: Tyto alba (common barn owl)
Lineage: Eukaryota; Metazoa; Chordata; Aves; Strigiformes; Tytonidae
Gene: GAB3
Product: GRB2 associated binding protein 3
Exons: 10
Coding region: 1071-2759 (562 amino acids)
Source: RefSeq, a predicted model, not a curated record
AGCCCUUCCACAUGAUUUAUUUUUAAAAGCUUUGGGAAGUACAUUUCUCAUAGCACGAUUGAAAAGAGUGACGUGGCUGGUUUUGAAAGAGUACUCCAAAUAGCUUUUCCAAGCCGGGCUAUCUAGAAAAUGAACUUUACCAUUAGCUAUGCAAAAAGUCUCUAAGGUGGGAAAAUUCCCGUCUGUGACGUGUUUGUUCUUAACCUUUGUGGAAAAUAGCUCACUAACCAUUUUUAAUAUUUGACUUUCCUACUCCAGUUUCAAAUGCUUGUAGCUUCUAUUUAUGCAAAACACUCUCAAGUGUUUGUCACAGCUUGCUUUUUACUUGAAAUUCACAGGAACAUUACAUGCUGUACAAAACAAACUGCUGCUCUCAUGAAAGAUCCCCUUUGGAUAUUUUUUGCUUUUGUGCUUAACAUUUGCAUUUGACGCUUUGCAUAGAUGUUCUUAGUUGCUUCUCAGACUAUGUUUUGUACUCCUGUGGAUCCACGGGCCAUUGCCUGAAAAAAUCACUUAGUCAUACAACAGUAUUGUCAUGUAAUAAUCUAAUUAAUUAUAAAAAAAAGUAGUGAAGUGCUUUUUUGUACUUACUUUAUAUACUAUCUUUUGUACUCAUACAUUUUCUAAUAUAUUUGCAACAUUCCACUGAAUUUCUCCAAUCUUUUAUGUUUUUUUUUUCAUGUGGUUGGGAGGCUAGUUGUCCUGUUAAAGUUUUAGAUGUAGGUAUUAGCUCUUUGUUUUCCCAUGUUUAUUAGUCCUUAUUUUACAGUCUGCAAAUCACAAUCACCAGGGAUGAAUAUGUAGUCUACACACUGAGGUUUCACAGCAAUUAAGAAGGCCUGCUCUGUCCAACUCAGAGAAAUGGCACUUGACAUAUUGUAUGAUGAGAAUUAUAUUUUAUUGUCAGACACAAAACCAGAAAUCACAUAUACUUAGGCUCACUGUUACCUACUUUUAUGUUUCAGACACUGCUGAAAUACGUAAAGAGUUGAUAAGAUAUAGACCCAGGGGCAUUUUCAUACACUAUCCAGGCAUGGCGGAAGCGCUGGUUCGUGCUGCGCAGAGGCCGCAUGAGCGGGAACCCAGAUGUGCUGGAGUACUACCGGAACAACCAUUCCAAAAAGCCCAUUCGGAUCAUCGACCUCAACGAGUGCGAAGUGCUGAAGCACUCGGGACCCAACUUCAUCAAGAAGGAAUUUCAGAACAACUUUGUCUUCAUUGUGAGAACCACUUACCGCACCUUCUACCUGGUAGCCAAAACUGAGGAGGAGAUGCAGAUCUGGGUGCACAACAUCAGCCAGAUUUGUAACUUUGGACACCUAGAAGAUGGCACAGGUUCGGUGGAGAGCCUGUCUCACACGACCUCGUCCCCACAGCCAUCGCCGGCCGCCUCCACCCAUGCCUCCCGCAUCACUGAUCCCUCCUUCUCAGUCGACCACACUGCUGCUGACACGUCUGCUGCAGAGGAGACCCCCAGCGAGUCGGAGUCGGUCUUCCUCCCCGACUACCUCUUCCUCUCCAACUGCGAGUCAGGCAAGCUCAGCCACAACAGGUGUGACAGCUGGUCGAAUUCGGACAGAUCUCUGGAGCAAACCUCAUCAGAUGAUGUUUUUGUCGACUCCUUGCAGUCCCAGCCCUCGUUGUACAUUGUACAGCCAUCCAGUGCUGGCACUGUGCACCAGGACGGGGCCCCACUGACAAAUCCCAGCACCGUGUCCAGGAACAUAGACAUUAGUGGGCCGCCCAGUGACUUUUCCUCCUCUUCUCCGCUGCUGGGGACACCGCUGACACCAACCUUUCAGAUUGACAAGAGCCAAAACGCGCUGCCCUAUGGUGUAACCCAGCUGGACAUCCUGUCCAACACGCCCCCGCCACGGCCGCCCAAGCCAACCCACUUCUCGGACAGGAGAGGGGAUGAGGUGGGCGGCGGAACCCUCCAGAAUGGGCAUGCAGGGAUCUGCCGAGCUCAGGUCGCUCUGGUGCCCAGGAGGAUCUCCUUGUCCAGCUUAGACAACGUGAGGAACUGGAAAGCAGACAUGGAAGGCAGUUCCUUAAGAAGUCGGGAUAAGAGGCUUAGCUUGAAUUUGCCCUGUCGGUUCUCCCCACUCUACUCGACUGCUUCGGACAGCACGGAGGACAGCUACGUGCCCAUGCGCCCCAGCACCUCUCCCUCUGCACCUGGCUCCGACUGUUCACCCGACGGCUACAUCCCCAUGAGCCCCGGCUCAGCCACGUUUACCUUUCCUGUCGUCAGCACUGAAAAACUCACCAGCCCAUUACCUGAGCUUCCCUCGGACCUGGAACCCCCUCCGGUGAACCGAGACCUCAAGCCUCGUAGGAAAUCACGGCCACCUCCUCUGGACUUGAGGAACCUCUCUACAAUCCGGGAGCAUGCUGCCGUGACCAGGAUGUGGACUGUGCCUUACAAUCGAAUGAGCUUUAUCUCACCAGAAAGAGACGGUAUUAAUUCAGCAAGAAUAUUUGCCAAUUCAGUUUCCGGAGAAGAGGAAGAAAGUUACAUUCAUAUGGAUCACAGACAGGCAACUUCUCCAUACAGUGGUGCUUUUCCAUGGACAAGGAAAUCUAACCUUGAUUACUUAGCAUUGGAUUUUAAUUCUGCUUCCCCAUCCCCUGUACAGAAGAAACCUUUCCUCUCUGAGGAGCAGAGAGUGGACUAUGUCCAAGUAGAUGAACAGAAGACUCAAGCUUUACAGAACACUAAGCAGGAAUGGACAGAUGAGAGACAAUCGAAAGUCUAAAGGAAGAAGAUUUGGGAUCUGGAGGAUUUUGUUUUUGCACUGGAACCACAAUGUUAAUGAAGCAGCUAUCACAGUAGAGUUCAAAGGCAGAGAGAGUUGUAAGAUGCCUACAGUCUGUAGAGGAAUGGCAUUCUUAAUGGAAACCUUUGAUUUCAGUUGGAAGUAGUAUGUUGAAUGAGAGAGUGGUUCACUGAUGAUUAAAGUAAUGCAUUACCCCUUUUACUGCCCUUACCAGUAAGCUACAUGGUACCGUUUUCUGGCAUGAUUCUGCAACGAGUCAUACACUUAAUGUUAACAAAUCCACUACAUGUUGCAUUAAUCUAGUUAGUCCUGCCUUCUUCCUCUAUUGCAUAAUUCCUAGUUGCUAAAGCUGUUUUUUGAUAUUCCUGCAAAUACUGUGGGUGCUGAGUGCUUUUAUGGCAGCGGGCAUCUGACAGGUAUUGGUGACUAAUCAACUAAGGGCUAAAAUACUGAAACAAUAAAAAAACCUUUUUGAAUAUAUAGUGCUUAAGCAAAGAGAAUUUUGGAAAAUAUUUUUCCCCCUGGGUUUAAAAGGUCUGACUCUGAGCUGAUGCUGUCAGAAACCCAAAAUUGGACUAUGUACCAAUGGGACUGGAACACAUGGUCUUUGACCUUCCGGAUGACGGUCAUCGUAUUAAGCUUCUUCUCUCUAUCGUGGCUCACACUUGUCGCCUUUCUGUCUGAUUCCUACUGAUGUUUUCUACCCUAUCUCGAGGAGUGUCUUCAGCACAGCACAGCUGCUCCUCUAGCAGGAGGCUGCAGGCACACAGCUCUUGGCUGGCCAAAAAAUAGAAAGGGAAGCUGUGAGCCUGUUUCUGCAAGUCUUGAGAGAACUGGCAAUGGAUCAAGAAUGCUUUCAUCUGAACUGCAGAAGAAAUGCCAUUGGAAUUGCUGGUAGCAGUCAUCAAACUGAUUGUUUCUCUAGACCCACCCCCCAAAAAAAAGCAAAUUAGGAAGUGCAGCGUGCUCUGAGAGGCUAGCAGGCCUGCCAAAAUAAAACAACAAUGCGCUUACGUGGCGUGAGGACCUCUGGGUUCAGGAAGCUUAUCUGCCUUGGGACUUGUUACAGGCACUAUCUCAGGAUCACAUAUGUGUAUAGUUUAUAACAUAUUUAACUUUAAAAGCUUGGCUGCAAUCUUUAUUUUAAGGUGGCACACAACCACUGGAAUCAUGGAAGUAUGCAGUACCGCUGAGUGACCCACACUGGAUUUGAUCUUGCUGGCUUUGCUCAUGCAGGUAAGUCCCACUAGCCAUAAAAGGUCUCAUCCUGUCAGCAAGGACAGACAGCCAGGACCCUUACAAAAGAUUUUCUUUUUGACAGUGCCAAGUCACUGGCCUCCCUUCACGUGCCUGUUGCUACCACGUUGUAUUAUUGUAAUCCGACAUCCCAAAAAUGCUGAUUUACCAAACACAGGUUGUAGAAAUGUCAUUGCAGAAACCACUGGCAUUUCAAGGCUCCUACUUACUGUCGUCCAUGCACCCAUUCUGCUUCAGCCAUUUGGGCACUAUGGGAGGCUGAGAAACGUGGCCAAGUUGCACGUCCUGCUGGGAGAGGCAGCGUAGCGAACAGAAACACCAUUUUUCUCCUACCUCAAGAGAGCUGAAGUGCUUGUAAGUCUUGAUGCAAAUACAAAGCUGGGGAUCUGUGGUGACCAGGCUCUUACUAGCUUACCCUGUGAGAACAAGGAGGAUCAUCAGCACCUUUAUUGACUCUGGGGCAAAUUGGGCACCCAGGCCUGCGGGCAUAAAGUGUCCUGGACUAGACCUGCUUGGAAAACCGGGAUUUAUACUGCAGAUAGCUGACCUGCUGUUUCCUCCUACUCUGCUCCUCCACCUCCCACCAAAGCUCUGAAAUGAAAAUUAAUGUUCAUAGAAGUUUUUAAAAGAAUUCAGACUUUUCCAUAUAAAUCUUGUCUAUCUGGUGUGAAACUUAGUUUGCUAAAACCCAGUUGUUUUGUCUUAAAACUGAUUUAGGAGAGCUCUGAGCAGCUGUGCCCUGGGUGUGGUAUUGCUACAGGGGAAGUGGGUUUGGGGCGAGGCAAUGGAGAUCUGUGCCUCCACAGAGGUGUUAGAGAGAGGUAAGCAAGGAAAGGCCAUGGCUGUAGAGAUGUUUGCCUUUCUGCUCAAAAGAAUUGCCUUCCUUUCAAGGUGUACAAGUAAUAGAUGUUACUGAAAGCCUUUGGUACAUGCAGCAGUACUGAAAGAGUUAAAAGACCAGCUAAGACGUGUAUUACAGUAGGGGACAGAAAACAUCCACAAAGGGCAGCUAAAAUUAUGCUAUGCUACUGCAGAUCCCCAAUGGCAGAGUGGUGUCAUGGCAGCCUUCAAUGUGGAUUGCAAUAGCAUACAAAUCAGCUCAUGUUUGACUGGAGUGUUUCUUCUCGUGCUGUCAGAAAAUCUUCUGAAGUGGAAAAACAAAACCACAGAGUUAUUGGAGACAACUGACUCACUUGUUAUUCUACUUUAUUGUAGAAAUAUUUAAACUUUGACAAACCUGGCUAACAGAUCAUUCAGAAGUCCAGAAAAGAAAGAGCUCUUUUGUUUGUUUUUCGAUUUUUUUUUUUCCCCUGAAAGGACAUAAACAUAUAGCUUGGCAAGGACUGUCCCUAGAUCAGAAUGGCCCCCUUUCAACUUCCACAUGUUCCCUGCUUGUUCCUCCCACACACACACACUCUUGAUCAAACACUGCUCACUGGUUUCUAACUUUAUAACUAAAAUCUAAGUUUGGGGGUUUAUUGAGAUUUUUCAUUUAAGAUCUGUUUUUACCCGCUGAUCCGGUGUCUGUGACAUGCAUUCUUGUGUAAGCACAACACAUGAAACAGGAGCAAUUUAAAAAGUACAAAAAAAGUCUUAGAAGCAGAGCAGUCCUCCCCCAAAGCUUUAAUUUUUUUGUUCACAACACUCCAAAGAGGGUAGAGGGGAGGAGGAGGAGGAGGACGGGAGGAUGGCAGUGGCCAAAUCUGCUGUGGCCACCCCCUCAUUAAGGAUUUUGGUGUGAAUGGAGCCACAGCAGCCCCUGCUGUAGUACACGACUGACAUAGCUGUGGGCUGCUGCUGCCACCAGCCCUGGGCCAGCACCCAGUGAGCCUUCUGGUGGGAGAGGAGGGAUGCUACGGAGCAAAAAGGAGUCAUUGUUUAAUUAAGUCUGUUCUUAAACACUGAUCCCUUGGCCGAAGAGGAAAGAAAACCUGUGAAAGUACCUGAAAACAGUCAGCUUUUGUCAGUGUCAUGUUUGAAAACAUAGCCCAGGCAAGAGCCCUGGGCUAGUGCUGGCUCUGGGGUCAGCCAGGCACACUCCUUAUAGUGUGUUCUUUUUGCUGGGGAUCUGUUAUAUUGUUAUUUGUACGUAUUUCAUAAAAAAGUAUCAUGAGAGCUGAUGCAGAGGGAGGCUCUGCACCUAAAUGAGCAUGGGGUGGCCAGUGGUCCCUUAGGAAACUUGUCUCCUGGGGGAACUGGCAUUGCUGGGCUCAGGACUUGGAGUGCCUUCUCCAGCACUGCUGGGGUUUCUCAUUUCAAAUGGGGAGAGUGCUAAACGAGCAGAAUAGGUUUUGCUUCAUUGGAAAUGUCACUCUGUGGACUUGCCAGGUGAAGCUCGGUUGCAGAACAAUGUGGAAAACAAACAAGGUAAAUGGUUUUAGCACUGUGGUUACUGUCAGAGUGAUCAGCUGGAUUUCCCCUGCUGCUGGCACGGCCAGUGAGUGAGCUGGCGUGCCAGCACCCAGCCAUGGGAGGGAGGAGAUCAGGGAUGAGAUGGAUCUCUUUUAGUGAAAUUGUCUGUGGCCACUGACUACAAAAAUAACCUGCAUCAAACACCUGCUGAAAUACAUCAUAAAGAAAUCAAUCUGAUCUGAACCCUUCCUGAAGCGAGCAGGAUUUCAGUACUUACUGGGAGUUACGUGCAUUCCCAAGGUCUUUGCUCAGUUCGAGUUUAAUAUGGCCUUACUCUGCAGUCUUUCAAUGUUCACACAUUUGAACAAGGUGUAGAAGGAUCCAGGAGUUGUUCACUUUUUGGACUAAACUGUAUUUUCUGUUUAUAAUUCCCUUACUACAGGAGGCAGCAUUAAAUUCCUUUCUGGCAGAUAGGAACACUUUACCUGAGAAAUGUCAACAGCCAUUUAACUUGAGCCAGGUGUUUUCAGCCAGCUCACUUUUGCCAACAGUAGUGCCCGCUCUCUUCCGUAACAUUUAUUACAUCAUAGAUGUAGAUUUUGGAGCUGAAUUCACUUGAAGUGAUUCAGUGGUUUAGUAAUUCAAAGACCAUCAGAUGCUGUGAUGAGAAUGAAGCACAGGGCAAUGCCUUUCCUUUGUUCCCCUGUUCCGCAAAACUUGCUCAGGUUAAAAAAAAAAAAAAAAACAAAAAAAGCCACCAAAAUAGCAGACUUUUGCCAUGUCAAAGCCAGAAUAUUUUUUGUUCAAAUAAAUAAACUUUUUGUCUUGUGCAAAUGAAUCAUUAUAUGUUUUUUGUAUUUGUAAAUCUGUGGGGAAGCAUUAAACAGUCAUCUCUGUAACGAAGGAGUAAAUCAUUGAUAGAGGGGAGGGGCUCACCUUCCUGAUGUUUCAUUGUAAUGUUUGUUGUAUAUAUUUGCACAUUAAAGUGUGUAUCUUUUUUUCUAAUAAAUUAAUAUAAAAUUUAA